This is a messenger RNA of Ostrinia nubilalis (European corn borer), 1623 nucleotides long. RefSeq names its product phosphatidylserine synthase (gene l(3)77CDf). Lineage: Eukaryota; Metazoa; Arthropoda; Insecta; Lepidoptera; Crambidae. Gene Ontology annotation, molecular function: L-serine-phosphatidylethanolamine phosphatidyltransferase activity. Gene Ontology annotation, biological process: phosphatidylserine biosynthetic process. Bases 223 to 1500 code for a protein of 425 amino acids. The record is from RefSeq and is a predicted model, not a curated record. The transcript is spliced from 7 exons.
ACCUGUCAUAGCUGUGCGGCAGUAGGUACGUACUUUGGCCGAAAGAAUUGAAACCCUCCUCGUGUAUGUAAUUAAUACAUUUUUAUAAUUUCUAUUUCACUUGGUCCAAAAAAACGAUAUUACUCAUAUCAAGAUUUAAAAAAGUGUAACAAAAAUUAUAGUAUGUAGUAUGAAACAAAUUACCAGACUUUGCUUUCAUAAUUUUUAAUCCAAACACUAAAAAUGCAAAACGUGAAUGAAAUAUUAACUCCAGGAAGUAAUAAAGAUCCUACCGAUUUUGUGGAUGCAUUCAGUUCGAUUAAUGAAAGACCAGUUGAUGACAUAUCCUUGGAGUUCUUCUACAGGCCGCAUACUAUUACUCUCCUGGCAGUGUCCAUUGCAUCAGUUAUCUAUUCAGCGUUUGUCAGAGAUGAAUCCAGUAUCCAAGAGAAUAUAUGGUCUGGCAUAUGCUGUGUAGUAUUUUUCUUCUUAAUUAUAUCAGUAUUGACAUUUCCAAAUGGACCAUUUACUAGACCUCAUCCCGCUGUUUGGAGAAUUGUGUUCGGACUGUCAGUUCUUUAUUUGCUCGCACUGUUAUUCCUAUUAUUUCAAAGUCACUCAACAGUGUACGAGAUAAUGUACUGGGUUGAUCCUAAUCUACGCAAUUUCCACAUAGACAUGGACAAGGAAUAUGCAGUUAAUUGUUCCGAUAUAAGUUUUGCCAAAGUCUGGUCACACGUUGAUGUUUUUGCAUGGGGACAUUUUCUAGGAUGGAUGUUCAAAGCAAUUCUUUUCAGACAUGCAGGUUUAUUGUGGGCUAUAUCUAUUAUGUGGGAAAUCACGGAAAUUGCAUUUGCUCAUUUAUUGCCCAAUUUCUUAGAAUGCUGGUGGGAUUCAGUAAUAUUAGAUGUGUUGAUUUGCAAUGGUUUCGGAAUAUGGUGCGGGCUUAAAAUAUGUAAAGCUCUGGAAAUGAGAGAGUAUAAAUGGGUUAGCAUAAGGGAUAUCUCAUCGACGACGGGAAAGAUAAAGAGAGCAAUUCUUCAAUUUACUCCAGUGCACUGGGCUCCUGUCCGUUGGCUAGACCCAACAUGCACUUAUAUGCGAUUUUUUGCCCUAAGCCAGUUAGUGGUAUUUUGGCAAAUAUCGGAACUUAACACGUUUUUCUUGAAGCACAUAUUUGAAAUGCCUCCAUCUCAUCCUCUGGUUAUUGCCCGCCUUUGUUUAAUAGGAGUUAUCGUGGCACCAUCCGUAAGGCAAUAUUAUAUUUACGUAACAGAUCCGAACUGCAAAAGAGUUGGUACCCAAUGUUGGGUAUAUGGAGCUAUUAUGGUUACAGAAUCCAUGUUAUGUAUAAAAAAUGGCAAAGAACUCUUUGGCCAGGCUCAAGUUUGCAAUGUUAUUGUGUGGCUGGUUAUUCAAAUUUUAGUUUCAAUUGGAUGUGUGUAUGGUGUUGUGCUGUACCACUGGUAUUUUCAGCCCAACAAACUCAACACAUCAGGUAGCCCAAAGAAAACGAAUUAAAUUAAUUCCACUGUGAUGUGAAUAAAACUAAUACAUCUAAUCAACCAAGAUUUUAUCUAUUUAAAUAAAUAAAAUGUAGCUACAUAUUAGAUGUUUGUGAUGUUAGUAAAUUAGUAUAGAUGA